Messenger RNA from Hibiscus syriacus, 2275 nucleotides. Its product is annotated as zinc finger MYND domain-containing protein 15-like. The transcript has 2 exons. The record is from RefSeq and is a predicted model, not a curated record. NCBI's taxonomy places the organism in Eukaryota, Viridiplantae, Streptophyta, Magnoliopsida, Malvales, Malvaceae. Bases 205 to 2031 code for a protein of 608 amino acids.
AGCAAUUACUUGGUGGAUUACCUGCUCGUUACUGAAUUUAGAGUUUAUUUCUUGGACAAAAUUCUGGGUUUAAAGUGAUUGCUUAUGAAAUCUUUUGAGUUUUGAUAGAUUUUUAUUGGUUUCCUCGCUGUAAUUGGAAUUGUUGUCUUCUCUCUCGUUCUCUAAUUCAUCGAGGAUUUUGCUAGAUUUCAUACUAGGGUCCGUAUGGAUUUACAUUUAAAGAACCUGUUUGAUAGAUUCCAGGAGCAAUUUAUAAAGCCCCUAUUUAAAGCCUCUGCAGCCCUAUAUAGAACUGAACCUUGGAGGAGAUUGCGCCCUGGACAUCUGUUUGGUAUCCGAGUCGGGAAAGAAUCAGAUUGGUCUGGGAAAAAACAGCCUUUUCCUUGUUCCCAGUUCAUUGGAGGAGAUGGUGGGGAUAUCGGGUUUUAUAUGUUCAGAUCUGAAAAUGAUGCUAAGAAGAUGACAGGCUCAAGGGAGACAAUUAAAGUCCCGAAUGUUGAGCUUUUGAGGGUUACAUAUGAGAUUGAGAAGUUAAUGUUUCCUUCCAACCGCAAAAUGAUCAAGUCAUUGUCACUGGAAGCAUCUGGGAACGAUCGGUUUCCUGUUAUUGAUGUGACACGCUGCACAUCUUCAGGCGAGCUUCAGUUUAGGAAUCCUACCCUGGAAGAACUAAAGUUCGUCUACGCAUUCAUGAGAGCCAUUUCCCUGGUGCACCCAUUGCUUCAGGCAGAUAAAGAAGGUGGUUCAAACUGGACAAGGUUGAUACGUUUCGACCCCUUUAUUGAAACAGUUGACAUUCAGUGGCCUCCAGAAAUGGCUAAAGGUCAUGAACUUGUUGCUGUUACAAUCUCUCAUCCGCCUGGUCAGGCAUAUGAAGAAAAGACAAGUUCAACAGCCAGCUCAACGCCAACCAAGUAUGCAGAGCCACCAGAUGAUGCCACCUUCAUGGAUAUUAGAGUAAACUCAAAUUCCAGCUCAAGGUCCUGUGCAAUGUGUGAGAAAGAAGUUCAUGGAGAACAGUCUCUCAGCUGCGGGCGAUGUCGAGCAGUGGUCUACUGUACUUCUCUCUGCCAAAAGCAGCACUGGAAGGAAUCACAUAAAAGCAUGUGUGGUCUGUACAAAGCUAUGAUGGAAAGGGAAGAAGAGCUUGUAAUGAAAAUUUUCAUGUUCCCUUGCUUGGCUGACCAACCUUGUAAAUGGCUUGAAUCAUUAGGUAUCCAUCAGAAAGGGAUGUGGAGAAGGAAGUGCAAUUGUUAUUCACACUGCCCUUUCGGUCUCCUUCCAGUUAAAGGUGGGCUAUGGGAUUCCUGGGGUGGGUUAGAUGAGGAAGAAUACCCUGGUGAUUUACCCUUUCGCAAUCAAUUACGAGAUGGGAUCUCCAGCCCUAUCCUGCUCUCUGGUUGGUCCGAGUACUAUAACCUUCGAUCUCUGCCAUUGUCGAGUCCUGUUGCUGAUAUCCUUUCCCACCCUUUGACAGUAUAUUAUAUAUUGACAGCUCUCAGUAUUAAUUCAAAGAAUCUUUUACUAAAAGGAAAGGAGGUGAUUCUUCACUACCUGGGGCCAGAAGGAGAGAUGGAUUGGAUGCCUGCAUUUGCUGAGAUCAGUCACUUAUUAAACGGGUUGGGAAAUAUACAAAUAGUUAUGGUUGGACCUGAAGUUCCAACGAGCUUGUCAGGUACAACAUCAGGAAUUAGCAGCAGAGUUAGGGUGAAUCUAGUCAGGGGUGUUUAUCAGGAAGAAGCCACCUACUUGCCUUCACCCCAUGUUAUAGUUGCACUGAACUGUGCAUUGGAUAGGUACUCCAAUUGGGGUGGUGCUCUUGAUUUGAUUAAAGCCAUCGGAGUCCCUGCUUUCUUUACCGAGCAGUCAGAAAUUUUGUGUGCAAAUGCUAAACAGGUUCUCCGUGGUGCUGGACUACAUAUCACCCACCCUGUGGCACCAAAUCCCUUCCGAUCUCCGGUGAAGAAUCACAAUUCUUCCACCAAUCUUCCUUCUUACAGCAAUGGAUUUGUGCUGGGGGUAAACACAUGACUCAAGUUUCAGGAACUAGCGGAAGUUAGAACCUAAAGUUUGUCAUGAUUUUAUUCUUGAAACAUAUAUUGUAUGCUCUUGAUUGUUUUACCUACUGAUCACAGGUAUUGCCUGAGAGUCAAUGUGGGAAUGAAAAUCUAAAUGUAAUUGAGUUGAAUUACCAACUAGUUGAUGUAAACUUCAUUGUUAUUCCGUCAUUUCUGAUUAAAAAAACAACCAAUGCUUGUACGCGAGUUUUAUGUUC